AUGGAYUUCCCAGGCCAUUUCCAGUUCAUUUUCAAGCAGCUCAACCAGCAGCGCCUCCACUCCCAGCUGUGUGACUGYGUGGUGCUGGUUGGAGGCCAGACCUUCAGGGCUCACCGCUCCAUCCUGGCCGCCUGCAGCUCUCACUUCAGGGCUCUCCUYGGCUCCAACGACGAGGCCUCGGGGGGAGCCCAGAGAGAUGGGGCACCCCUUGUGAUGGAGCUSGACCCCGAGGUCGUGACCCCAGAGGCCUUCUCCACUCUGCUGGACAUGAUCUACACCUCCACCCUCUCCUUGGUGGCGUCCAAUGCGAUGGACGUGUUGUUGGCGGCGUCCCACCUGCACCUCAACACGGUGGUCAAGGCGUGCAAGCUCCACCUGUCCAGGAAGAACUUCCCUACGUCGGCGCCUAAAGGGUGGAGGUCAGUGAAGCAGCWGCAGCGGGUCACAUCAGCCACAGAGGAUGGCUCUGAUGAGGAGGACGCUGUGGUGGAGGUGAGUCAGUCUGCUGAAGAAGGCGGCGGCAGGAAAAUGAGACAAUCGUUGAGGCAAAAGAGAAAAUCACAYGAAGAGAGGCUUGAUGACAAGAAGAGAAUCACCAGGCUGCCUGACGGGAGCUAUAAGGAGCAUUCGCCGACUGUGACCAGAAGCACAGAGGAAGGAGGAGGAGGAGGAGACCUGUCCUCCCCAGACUGGCCGAAGAUGACUGACUGCUGGGGGAACCAAGGCGACGAAGAGGAGGAAAAGAAAUACCAAGCAGCUAAGGGGGAAUCGGAAGAAAUCCAGCUGCCGACGCAGUCCGACAGCAGCUCGGGAGGAGCUGAGGCUUGCRGGAAGGGUGAAGCUGAAGACGGAGACAACGUGGUGAAAAUAAAAGUGGGAGAGGAGGAGCAGGACGAACCGACGGCGGAGGUGAUCGAGGUGAAACGGGAAAAUCUCUGCUCGUUUGCCUCGGAUUUAGAUCCGCCGCCCAACGCUUCCCCUCCAGCUCUGCUGCACGACUGCACGGACGGUUUAGAGGCACGGGCGACCGGUGAGAAGACGAGCACAGCUGAGCCCGAUCACGGCUCGUCGUGCACAGAUCCUUUGAGAGAAGCUGGGGCUUUGGAUGAGGACACGGUGGACGGUGAAGGCCUGGACAGCCUGUCUGAGCUGGCCUUCUGCUUCCUCAACCCCAGCAGUGACAGCGUGAUGGGGGCUCUGGGCGAAGACGACAGCCUCCUUAGCCUCACAGCCGCUGCUACAGCCGCUGCCGCCGCUGCCAGCGAUGCUCCUGCAGCUCAUGAUGUAGGUCCACAGAUCGAAAAGCAAGAACUGGGCACGCCGUCGGCCCAGUGCUCGGAUUCUUCAUCUUCUCUGGUUUUCCCAGUSUCCUCUGUCCCCUUGCAGCAGCUUCUCCCAACUAGCGACACCAUCAUCCUCCAGCCCACUCAGAGCUCUCUGACAGGAUUCUUCAGGCCGGGUCUAAUCCCGGACGCCCCCCUCGUCCAAACCUCCAGGCCCGCCAAAGUCUCCGGGGCGACAGCCUUCCGCCGCAUCGCUCCCAAAGUGCCGCCCGGCUCGGAAGCCGAAGCAGACGCGCCCCCCGGGUCGGAGGCCGCGGGACGACCCGCCCUGACUCGAGCGUCCGAGGACGUUUUGUCCAAGUGCAAGAAAGCGGCGGCCGAGGACCACGUGCUGCUGGUGGAAGGCGAGAAGAAGUACGCCUGCAAGAUCUGCUGCAAGACCUUCAUGAACCUGACGGACUGCAAGAARCACAUUCGGGUCCACACGGGGGAAAAGCCCUACCCCUGUCCCAAGUGUGGCAAACGCUUCAGCCAGUCCUCGCACCUCUAUAAGCACUCCAAAAACAGCUGCGUCAACUGGAAAGACCACCAGUCUCUUCCAGACUCUCUACUCUAG
Messenger RNA from Austrofundulus limnaeus, 1899 nucleotides. RefSeq names its product zinc finger and BTB domain-containing protein 5. Bases 1 to 1899 code for a protein of 632 amino acids. The record is from RefSeq and is a predicted model, not a curated record. Gene Ontology annotation, molecular function: RNA polymerase II cis-regulatory region sequence-specific DNA binding; DNA-binding transcription factor activity, RNA polymerase II-specific; protein binding. Gene Ontology annotation, biological process: regulation of transcription by RNA polymerase II. NCBI's taxonomy places the organism in Eukaryota, Metazoa, Chordata, Actinopteri, Cyprinodontiformes, Rivulidae. The transcript has a single exon.